Messenger RNA from Moneuplotes crassus, 1776 nucleotides. The record is from the annotation of a GenBank genome assembly. Lineage: Eukaryota; Ciliophora; Spirotrichea; Euplotida; Euplotidae.
GGACAAGAAAUCCUGAAUUUACAAGAUAAGAAGAUGAUUUAUCAUUACAUCAUCGAUCUUGAGUACAUUCUUUCAGUGAAUCACAACAAAACCAUUGAAGAGAUUUACAACAAAACAAAGGGUGACAAAUCUCCAUUUGAUUUGAAGCAGACCAGAGAAUACUUUGUGCAUGACAUGGUAAAGACUAAGGAAGUUCAUGAUGAAGAGCCAGAGAACAUCAAACUAGCUCAAAAAGUGACAAGAAUUCUUUUGGAUAUCACCCAUUCUUUUGGAUAUACUAAUGCAAAAGCAGUAGAGAAGGAGGCUAACACUUUUUGGAACAUUGCCGCUAAAGGUGACCCAGCCAAAAUAGCUAAUGCCUUCGAGAAUGUAGUAGAGUUUCUGAUAACUGCAAAGAUAAAGCUCUCUGAAGAGGAUAUCGAGUAUCUUAAUUCAGAGGUUAUUGAGGGAUAUUUAGCCCCAAAACUUCUGGCACUUGACCAGCUGGAGGAGAAGAAGGUUGAAAUUUAUGAGGAGAGUAAAUAUGAACAUCCACCUACCCAAGCUGACCAUUUAGCCAAGAUCAAAGAGAAAUUCAGUGGAAUUAGCGCUAAAAAAUCUAAAGAGGAUAUCCUUGAAGAAGGAAAAUUUACCUUACCUAAUGAGGAAGAACUUGAGACUCUUAUCAAGAAAGUUCAUGAAGUUAUGGAAGAGCCAGAGAACCUCAAAUUGCUCGAGUAUCACAUCAGUGACAUUUACACAAGUUCCCAAGUGGCUGCAUCUGAUUACCAGAACUGUGCCUACAUCAUCAGUCAUAUCCAGGAGCUAUUAAGGAAUAGUGAAUUCAUUAAGGAAAAGUUUGGAUUAGCAACAGUCGAGAACUAUGGGUCAAGUGCCAAUACUCUAUGGAGUAUGGAUUCUGAUAUUGAUAUUGCAGUCCAUUUCACCCCGAAUGAGUCAAUGAAUUCCAAGAAGAAAGCUAAAGGCAACAAAAAGGAGUCCAAGAAGAAGCAAAAUGUUGUCAACGAAAUGAAGAAAAUUGAUUAUAUCAAAGCCCUCGUAGAUAUUAGAAAAGUUAUCAGAGGAAUGGCUGCCAAUGGGGAUAUCGAAGGCAUCUUUGGUGCAAGAAUCCCUCUGAUUAAGUUCACAGACAAAUCAACAGGCAUUGAGUGCGACCUUUCUAUUAAUAACACUAAUGGGAUACCUAACUCGAGACUUACCAGGAUUUACUGUGAGUUUGACCAAAGAGUUCACAUUAUGGUGAAGUACAUCAGACACAUCUUUAAGGAAUCUGGGUUGCUGCAAGGAGACCAAGGAUGUCUGAAUUCUUAUUCAAUAGUUCUAAUGGUGAUUGCUUUCUGUCAAUCUCAAGAAGAUCCUAUCCUUCCUAACCUCCAAGAAGGAGCUAAGGAUAAUGACCUUAUUUUCUACACCACAACUAAGAACAGAUACGGAAGAGCUCAAGUCAAGGAGGUGAAAUAUUCUCUGAACGAAGACUUUGAAACUUUCAAGAAGGAAUUUGGGUUCAAAAAUAAGAAGACAGUUGCUCAACUCGUUGCAGAGUUCCUUAUUGACUUCUUCUUAAAAGGAGAUAUCAUCAAAACACACCAAAUCGAUAUCAAGAAGGGAGGGUUCUUUGAAGGACCGACAGAUAUGUACUCCUAUAUUGAUAUUGUUGAGCCCCUUACUCCAGAUGCAAAGGUGGGGCAAGGAUGCAGGAAAGAUUCCCAUCAUCCUCAAGCAUAUACCCAGUUUGUAUAUAGCUUCUUACAAAAUGUAGUAGAAUUUUCUAAAUAA